Molecule: messenger RNA, 2229 nt
Organism: Nomascus leucogenys (northern white-cheeked gibbon)
Lineage: Eukaryota; Metazoa; Chordata; Mammalia; Primates; Hylobatidae
Gene: VGLL2
Product: vestigial like family member 2
Biological process (GO): regulation of transcription by RNA polymerase II
Cellular component (GO): nucleus
Source: RefSeq, a predicted model, not a curated record
GCUUCUGCCCUGGAGCGCGGUCGGGAGUAAAAUCGCAGGAGUGGGAGGGUAGCGAGCCAGCGGGAUUGCGAGCCGCGGAGCGCGCUGGCCUCGCUCCGCCUGAUGACUCCGGAGCGCGGGUCCAAGCGCCGCCCAUGCAGCACCCCUGAGCUCCGGGGAAGGAGCGUUAAUGAAAAAACACUUAACCGUCUCCGCUGCGGAGAGUCAUGAGCUGUCUGGAUGUUAUGUACCAAGUCUAUGGUCCUCCGCAGCCCUACUUCGCAGCCGCCUACACCCCCUACCACCAGAAACUAGCCUAUUACUCCAAAAUGCAGGAAGCCCAGGAGUGCAAUGCCAGCCCCAGCAGCAGUGGCAGCGGCAGCUCCUCAUUUUCCAGCCAAACCCCAGCCAGUAUAAAAGAGGAAGAAGGCAGCCCAGAGAAAGAGCGCCCACCAGAGGCAGAGUACAUCAACUCUCGCUGCGUACUCUUCACUUAUUUCCAGGGGGACAUCAGCUCCGUGGUGGAUGAACAUUUCAGCAGGGCCCUGAGCCAACCCAGCAGCUACUCUCCCAGCUGUACCAGCAGCAAAGCACCAAGGAGCUCUGGGCCCUGGCGAGACUGCUCCUUCCCGAUGAGCCAGCGCAGCUUCCCCGCCUCCUUCUGGAACAGCGCGUACCAGGCGCCGGUGCCCCCGCCGCUGGGCAGCCCUCUGGCCACCGCGCACUCGGAGCUGCCCUUCGCCGCCGCCGACCCCUACUCGCCCGCCGCGCUGCAUGGCCACCUGCACCAGGGCGCCACCGAGCCCUGGCACCACGCGCACCCGCACCACGCGCAUCCGCAUCACCCCUACGCCCUGGGCGGCGCCCUUGGCGCCCAGGCCGCCCCCUACCCGCGCCCCGCCGCCGUGCACGAAGUCUAUGCGCCGCACUUCGACCCGCGCUACGGGCCGCUGCUGAUGCCAGCCGCCUCGGGGCGCCCGGCCCGCCUUGCACCCGCCCCGGCGCCCGCGCCCGGCAGUCCUCCCUGCGAGCUCUCCGGCAAGGGCGAGCCGGCGGGCGCCGCGUGGGCCGGGCCCGGGGGACCCUUCGCGAGCCCCUCGGGGGACGUGGCCCAGGGUCUGGGCCUCAGCGUGGACUCAGCUCGUCGUUAUUCCCUCUGUGGUGCAUCCCUCCUGAGCUGAUCUGCUGACCCAGGGUUUCCCCUUCCCCUUCCCUUCUGACCAGCCUUGGAGGCUCGGCAUCUGUGCCUCUCACUCCGUGGAUGAGGACAUGGGGAAAGGCAGAGACUUCAGACUUCUCAGUGUAUUGGGAAAACCAAAAACCACAACUACAGAAAUUCAUCUAAAAAUAAGUCCUGCUGCUGAAAGAGCAAAUCCAAAGACUGAGUUAUGUUUAAUGACUUUUGGCCGAAUCACUGGAAAUAUCUGUGGUGAGAUUGCUGAGUCAGGUGAUAUGAUAUCAUAAGCUUUCUUGGAACGGGGGAAAGAAAAUGAAACUUUUUGGUGUGAAUAUUUUUUAUGCUGAUGUGAAUUAUUUUAUUAGGUAGUGUGAUUAUAGCACUACUACUGUCAGAUUUUAAAUUGUAUGUGUACUUGCAUCUAAGACUGUGGUAGAGAAGUAAAGAGAAGUCAAUUCCUUCUUCCUCACCUCUCAGCCUCCAGAUCCCUUCCUGCCCAUCCCUUCCCUACAAUGCCCACUCCAGACGCAAAGAUACACUUUUUUCCUUUGGACUGUGAACAUGGAAGCCUCAGCCUGAAUGUGAGUGGCAAGUGGCUUAUCUGGAGCCACCUGCCCAAGUCUUACUAAAAUGCAGCUGUUGUUAGACAACUGUUUAAAACUCCAGAAAUACAUCACCCAAGGUGGCACUUCUCAGUAUUUGGCAGAACAAUUGCAAUUGCACUGGAUAUAUUAUAUAUAUAUGUAUGCAUAUAUAUCAUAUUUUUUACAAGGAACAUUUUACAAUGAAAGAAGAAACCCUUCUCUGCCUUCUCUCCCACGAAUUCUGUCCCUGUAUCCUCUGGAUAUAAAAAGCAAGGAGAGAUCCCAACUGUCUCCAUGGAGAAGAACUAGGAAUCACCACAAGGGGAAGAAAUGUACACGAAGUCUCCAUUACCUCGAAUUUUUUUCUCAGUCUGUCUGGUUGUGAUCUGGUCACUUUAGUGUUGGGACAGGGGAAAGGGUCUGUGCAUGGGCAAAGCUGAAGGUGAUAAGGAAGAAGAGACGAACAUUAAAGAUGUCUAUUUACUAUGA